CUUUGGCGGAGCUUGGGCGGGACCCCGGACCUGCUCGCCCGCGGUUCUCCAGGGCAGGGUUUUGUUCUGCUCCGUGUGCCGGGUUCCCUGUCGGUUGGCCAUGAGUAGCGAGUUCCUGGCGGAGCUGCACUGGGAGGAUGGGUUCGCCAUCCCCGUGGCGAACGAGGAGAACAAGGCGCUGGAAGAUCAGUUGUCAAAGCUGCAGAAUGAAAGAUCAAGGUUGCAAGAUCAACUACGUGACUUUGAAGAUCGAAUUAAUGCUAUGACUUCUCAUUUCAAAGAUGUUAAGCAAGAAUUAUCAUUUAUACAGUCUCUUUACAAAGCUAGGGAACACGAGAUUGAAAGUGAAGAGCAUUUUAAGGCCAUUGCCCAAAGAGAAUUGGGACGAGUGAAGGAUGAAAUCAGUCGACUAGAAAAUGAGAUGACAUCAAUACAAGAAAAAAAAAAUGAUAAGGAAAAUGGCAUAUUUAAAGCUACUCAAAAAUUGAAUGGUUUGAAAUGUCAAAUGAACUGGGACCAGCAAGCAUUGGAGACCUGGUUAGAAGAAUCAGCUCGUAAAGAUAGUGAUGCCCUCACUCUUCAGAAAUAUGCACAACAAGAUGAUAAUAAAAUUAGGGCCCUGACCCUGCAAUUAGAAAGACUGACUUUGGAAUGUAAUCAGAGAAGAAAGGUUCUUGACAAUGAACUCAUAGAGACUCUAAGUGCACAGUUAGAAUUGGAUAAAGCAGCACAAGACUUUCGUAAGAUUCAUGAGGAAAGACAAGAACUCAUUCAACAGUGGGAGAACACAAUAGAACAGAUGCAGAGAAGGGAUCAAGACAUAGAUAACUGUGCCCUGGCCUUAAUAAAGGUAAAGCAGGAAACAAGAGAAAAAGAAAAUUUGGUCAAAGAAAAGAUUAAGUUUUUGGAAAGUGAGAUCGGGAAUAAUGCAGAAUAUGAAAAAAAAAUUUCUGCUGCUGAGCGUAAAGCUUUUAAAUGCAGAAUGGAGUAUCAACAGCAUGAGACUAGUAGAAGUCAACUGAAGGAUGAGCUGGAUUCUUUAAAAGCCACUGUGAAUAGAACUUCCAGUGAUUUAGAAGCUCUGAGGAAGAAUAUUUCCAAAAUAAAGAAAGAUAUUCAUGAAGAAACAGAAAGGUUACAAAAAAUUAAAAAUCAUAAUGAGAUUGUAAAAAAGAAAUUAAAUCAGAUAACUGAGAAAGCCAUGUCUGUGGAAGAAAAAGCUACCAAUCUGGAAGAUAUGUUAAAGGAGGAAGAAAAGAGUGUAAAGGAAGUGGAAGCUCAGUUGAAUAUAGUGAAAGAUGUGCUAUUUAAGAAAGUUCAAGAAUUACAGACUGAGACAAUGAAAGAAAAAGCUGUCAUAUCAGAAAUUGAAGGAACCCGUUCCUCUCUGAAACAUCUCAACAAUCGAUUAUAUAAACUGGAUUUUGAAACUUUGAAGCAGCAAGAAAUUAUGUACUGUCAGGAUUUUUACAUUCAACAAGUGGAACGGAGGAUGUCACGAUUAAAGGGAGAGAUUAAUUCAGAAGAAAAACAAGCCCUUGAAGCAAAAAUUAUUGAUCUUAGGAAGUUGGUGGAAGAGAAAAAGUCUACACUUGGCCUUUUGGAGACACAAAUGAAGAAACUACAUAAUGAUCUUUACUUCAUCAAGAAGUCAAACAGUAAAAAUUGUGAUGAAAAACAGUCCCUCAUGACUAAAGUAGAUGAACUAAAUCUUUUCAUUGAGAGAUCAGAGAAAGAACUUAUUAAAGCCAAAGCUUUAAAACAGGAUUUGAUGAUAGAGGACAAUCUUUUAAAACUUGAAGUUAAACGUACUCGAGAAAUGCUUCACAGUAAGGCAGAAGAAGUUCUGUCCCUGGAAAAAAGGAAACAGCAGUUACAAACAGCCAUGGACGAGCGAACUGAAGAAAUUAAUGUUCAUAAAACAAUGCUUACCUCACAAAUAAGAUAUGUUGAUCAAGAACGGCAAAGCAUAAGUGCUGAGUUUCAUGAGCGGCUAAGUAAAAUCAAUAAGCUGAAGAAUAGAUAUGAAAUUCUUACUGUUGUUAUGCUGCCUCCUGAGGGAGAAGAGGAGAAAACACAGGCCUAUUAUGUAAUAAAGGCUGCUCAAGAAAAAGAAGAACUUCAAAGGGAAGGUGACAGUUUGGAUGCUAAGAUUAGUAAAGCUGAAAAAGAAAUCUAUGCUCUGGAAAACACCUUGCAAGUGCUCAAGAGCUGCAACAACAAUUACAAACAAUCUUUUAAAAAAGUGACACCGUCUAGUGAUGAAUAUGAGAUAAAAAUUCAACUAGAAGAACAGAAAAGAGCUGCUGAUGAAAAAUACAGAUACAAACAAAGACAAAUAAGAGAACUUCAAGAAGAUAUCCAGAGCAUGAAAAACACUUUAGAAGUUAUAGAACAUUUAGCAAAUAAUGUUCAAGAAAAAUUAUCAGAGAAGCAAGCUUAUUCAUUUCAACUACGUAGAGAAAUUGAGGACCAGAAACCAAAAUUAGAGAGAGUAACUAAACAGUGUGGAAAACUCACAAAAGAAAUCCGUCUUUUGAAAGAAACAAGAGAUGAAACACUAGAAGAACAAGACAUUAAACUUCGGGAAGAGAGACAAUUUCACAAGGUCAUUGAUGAAAUGUUAUCUGAUGUCAUAGAAGAAAAUGCUGAGAUCAGACUGAUUCUUCAAACAUACUUUGAACAGAAUGGGUUAGAACUACCUACAGCUGGUACUAGAGGCAGUCGCCAGAGUUCCAGAUCUCCUUCACAGACUUCACUAGUGUCAGUAAGGUCAUCUUCAAGUUCCACAAGUGUUUCUACUUCUCAGACUUCGAUUAAAGUGUUAGAGCUCAACUUCCCAGACUCUGCACCAGGAGACAGAACUUCUAGGCCAGCUAGUGACUCUAGUAGUGGUAAAAACAAAAGGAGCAGCAAAUGAAUUUGAACUCUUUUGUACAUAUUUUAAAUACAAAAACUAAAGUCUCAUAGUAAACCCCAUUCUAUUUUUUUGUUUCCAUAUAACAGGACUACUGAAAUAGUAUUAGAAAUAAAAAAUGAUUAGACAAAAGUUUUAAUCCAGUAGAAAAUGUAAAAACUGAUAGUUUGUAAAACAAAAAGGUAAUUUUCUUAGUUUUCCUAUUAUUUUAUGCAUAGAGGAGGAGAAUAAUAACAGCAGAUUGUUAGUAAGGAUAUGUUAUCUAAGUACAGAGAAAAUGGUAUUUUUCUUGUAAUUUAGAUGUUUGUAGUGUUAAAAAAAUGGUUUGCUUCAUUGUUUCACGAAACUGCACAUUUCUAAUGUAACAAUCUUUCAGGAGGAAACUUCUAAAGAUUCAGUGCAUAAUAAGAAAAUUUUCAUUUACCUUAGAAGACCCCAAUAUUAGGUUUUCUUUAUUCAAAGAGACAUAUUUCUGAGACUUUUAGGGAAAAAUAAAUCUAUUAAAGGCAGUUUCUUCUUUUGAUAUAAUUUGUAACCAAAAGAUAACAUCCCAACUCCUCCGCCCCCCAAGAAAACACUACUAAAAGAAGUUCAGUUUAUCAAUAAAAAAUAUAUCUUAAAUUCCUAAGAAUUACUCUACUUUGGCUUUGAAAGAAAUACAACACAUUAAACCUUUUACUCUUAAGAUACAGCCAACCAAGUAUAAAGAAUAAGAAUAUAUUUUAAAAAUCUUCUUGAUUUAAUUAACAAUUUAGAGAAACCUAGAUAUGAUAUGAUUUGCUAUUAGAAUUCUAUAAAUUUAAAUUGGAAGUAGAUUAUUAGAUUUAGAAUUGGAACCACUAGGUUCAUAAUUAAUUUUUUUGGUUAAUACUUUGUACCCAGAAUUCUGAAUUCUUGGAAUAGAGUGUGGAAUAUCAUAAAACUGGAUUUCAAAUAAAGGUAUCAUAAUUCAUGUAUGGAAACAAGUGUCUCCUAAAAACCUUGGGAAAAAAUAUUCACUACAACUGUCAUGUGUUAGAACCAUCAUGCAGUUCCUUCUGAAAAGCAGUAGUGGUAGUAAAUCCGUUUCUCCUGAUUAGCAUUUGGAAAAAUGGUUUUGUUUUGGAAAUAACCAGGAAAAGCAUAGUAGUAAAAUCCAAUGAUUAAUAUAGGUAAAAUACCAGGCAAUUUUUAGCUAAAACAUUGCUCCAAUGCAUGAGAUUUAUUUGUAAGCUCUAAAAACUGAUUAAUUUUAUAGUUGCUUUAUUCACCAAAGUUCUUAAUUCUCAGUCAUAUAUACUUUGUAAAUUACUUGGAACUUGAAAUAUUAAACACUGUGU
Molecule: messenger RNA, 4236 nt
Organism: Sciurus carolinensis (gray squirrel)
Lineage: Eukaryota; Metazoa; Chordata; Mammalia; Rodentia; Sciuridae
Gene: Ccdc39
Product: coiled-coil domain containing 39
Exons: 20
Coding region: 101-2920 (939 amino acids)
Biological process (GO): inner dynein arm assembly; cilium movement; cilium-dependent cell motility
Cellular component (GO): axoneme
Source: RefSeq, a predicted model, not a curated record